UCCAUGAAAGAGUCUGUGUCUUUCCAGGGAAAAAAAUUAAAAAUCCAGCCCCCUUCAGUCCCGUACCCUCCUCCUCCUCGGGUUAGGGCAGCUGCCAAUUUACGGACAACAACGUUUGAAGAAGGUGGACCACUGCCCUACAAAUGAAACCUGUGUCUGAUGGAGGGGACUAUUAGCACAAAAACUGGGAUUUUAUUCUUCCUCUGACUUUGGGUUCAGUUAAUAAACUUCAGGACACAUCUCCCUCUCUCCAUUAGACCCGCUGUAACCUUUACACCGUGGCAUUAUAAGCUGAAAUAAUGGAUAAAUCAAGAUACAAGCAGCAGUUAGCGUUCAGCCUCCUGCUUUGGUUUUGGUUGCCAUACUGUUUAACUCAAACUACACCGUCAAACACCGCCACGUCAAAGCCCACAUCGACACCAACACCAUCCCCAUCCCCCCGGCCCGAAAGGCUAAAGGUCAGACUGGCUGGAUAUCCUCGAAAACACAACGAGGGACGGAUAGAGCUGUUCUACAAGGGAGAGUGGGGAACCAUCUGUGAUGACGACUUCACGAUAGCUAACGCCCACGUACUUUGCCACCAUCUGGGCUUCGUCUCAGCCACAGGAUGGACCCACAGUGCUAAAUAUGGCAAAGGCCAAGGAAAAAUCUGGCUGGACAACGUGCAGUGUCAUGGAGGUGAGAAGAGCAUCGAAUUCUGCAAGUCCCGUGGCUGGGGCAACAGCGACUGCACUCACGAUGAAGAUGCCGGCGUUGUCUGCAAAGAUGAGAGGAUACCCGGCUUUGUGGACUCGAAUGUUAUUGAUGCACAAGUUGAUGAGAACAAAGUAGAGGAGGUGCGACUCAGGCCAGUGGUUGGCGUGGCCAAAAAGAAGCUGCCCAUCACGGAAGGUGUGGUGGAGGUGAAGUACAAAGAUGGCUGGGCACAGAUCUGCGAUGCAGGCUGGACAGUCAAAAACACCCGCGUGGUCUGCGGCAUGCUGGGGUUCCCUCAUGAGAGGAAGGUCAACAAAAACUUCUACAAACGUCUGAAAAAGCGAGCAGCUGAGAAGGUCUCCAGACCAAAGGUUAAUGUUUCAGCCGGUGGAAGGCAGACACCCAAAGCUAAAGCUAUCACUAAGUCUAAACAGAGCAGCCCUGGCAAAAGGUUGUAUUUGGAACGUCAGAAGAACAACUUCCUUCUUCACUCUGUGGCAUGUACGGGUACAGAGGUCCAUCUGGCCGCCUGUCCGCUGGAAUUCAACAAGCCAAACGCCACAUCCUCCUGUGCAGGCGGCAUGCCGGCCGUCAUUAGCUGCACGCCGGGGCCGCUGUUCAUGCAAAACAGCGGUUUGAAAAAGAAACUGAAAAUUUCGACCAAUGUGAGGCUGAAGGGAGGUGCCAAGGUAGGCGAGGGUCGGGUCGAGGUGCUGAAAGACAACGUGUGGGGGACUGUGUGCGACGACCGCUGGAAUCUGCUGUCGGCCAGCGUUGUCUGCAGGGAGCUCGGCUUUGGCAGCGCCAAGGAGGCUCUCACCGGUGCCCGCAUGGGUCAAGGAAUGGGUCCGAUCUACAUGAAUGAGGUGAAGUGCCUCGGGCAGGAGAGGUCCAUCUGGGACUGCCCCGUUAAAAACAUCACAUCAGAGAACUGUCAGCACUCAGAGGACGCUGCUGUUCGCUGCAACGUACCUUACAUGGGCCUCGAGACCUCGAUCCGAAUCACAGGAGGACGAACCCGCUAUGAGGGCCGUGUCGAGGUGCUGACCUCAGACCCUAAUGGGACACAGAGCUGGGGUCUGAUCUGUGGUGAAAACUGGAGCACCAAGGAGGCCAUGGUGGCCUGUAGGCAACUGGGCUUGGGCUACGCUAACCAGGGCCUGCAAGAAACCUGGUACUGGGACAGCAGCAAUGUGACAGACAUGGUGAUGAGCGGUGUGAAGUGCACGGGAAAUGAGAUGGCUCUGAGUCAGUGCCAGUACCACAAAACUGUCAGCUGCCAGAGAGCGGCAGCAAAGUUUGCAGCUGGAGUAAUCUGCUCAGAGACGGCCUCUGACCUCGUCCUGAAUGCCUCUCUGGUUGAGCAGACAGUUUAUAUCGAGGAUCGCCCUCUGCACAUGCUCUACUGCGCUGCAGAGGAGGACUGCCUGUCUAAAUCAGCUGCGAAGGCCAACUGGCCGUACGGACACCGGCGCUUGCUCCGCUUCUCCUCUCAGAUCCACAACAUCGGCCGCGCUGACUUCAAGCCAAAAGCUGGACGGCACUCGUGGGUGUGGCACGCCUGUCACGGCCACUACCACAGCAUGGAUAUAUUUACCCACUAUGAUUUGCUGAAUGCCAACGGUACCAAAGUGGCAGAGGGACACAAAGCCAGUUUCUGUCUGGAGGACACAGACUGUCAAGAAGGCAUUUCUAAACGAUACGAGUGCGCCAAUUUUGGCGAUCAGGGCAUCACCGUGGGCUGCUGGGAUUUGUACCGUCAUGACAUUGACUGCCAGUGGAUUGACAUCACAGACGUCAAACCUGGAAAUUACAUUAUGCAGGUUGUAAUCAAUCCAAACUAUGAAGUGGCUGAGAGCGACUUCACCAACAACGCCAUGAAAUGCAACUGCAAGUACGACGGACAUCGGAUCUGGUUCCACAACUGCCACAUUGGGGAUGCAUUGAGCGAGGAGGCAGAGAGGAGAUUUGAGAAAUAUCCCGGACAGCUGAAUAACAAGAUUUCUUAAUCGCCAGUAACUUCCCAGCAACUUAGAAACCAAAGCGGGAAUAAAGAUACACCUCACUAACUCAGAAAGAAAGACACAAACCUUUUGUCUUCAGGUGCUAAAACGGAUCCCCGCCACAUAUCUCUAGAUUUGUAGUCACUGAAGCAGCGAAUGUGUGCUCUACGUGUGAAUUAUUUUACUUGAAUAUUCAAGUGGUAAUUUUUCGUGUAGUCUGAGGUGAGUGGGUGCUAUAUUUUUACUGCAAAUUAAAAUUUUAUAAAGUCAGUGAGACAGUCUCCUGUGUAUGAUCGACCUUUUAUAUUCUGUUCCGUUUAUGAGUUAUGACUGGGUUUUUUAAAAAAAAUUUAAUCACCAUAAAGAGAAAAGCUUCAAUGUUUUGCGGAUAUAUAUGUAUACAGAGAUGCUUUUAAACAGCUUGUUUAAGUAAUAACAUCUGCCUUCGUGUUUACAGUAUUUUGUGAAUGUAUUUAUUGCCAACAUGGAGGUACUAAAGAAUCAUUCUGGGUCAACAGCAGUAUUUGGACCAGUUUGAAGCCAUCGUUAGCUUUAGUGCACACAUGUACUUUAGUAAUCUUUGACAGAUUAAUGGGCAAAGGCCAAAGAAAGCUACAGUUACGGUUAGAUUUGUUGUAUUUACUCUGAUGUAAUCACACCUGCUGCACCAAAUAAAACAGAGAAAAACCUCCUGAGA
This is a messenger RNA of Oreochromis aureus, 3396 nucleotides long. RefSeq names its product lysyl oxidase-like 3b (gene loxl3b). The transcript is spliced from 16 exons. Lineage: Eukaryota; Metazoa; Chordata; Actinopteri; Cichliformes; Cichlidae. Bases 300 to 2705 code for a protein of 801 amino acids. Gene Ontology annotation, biological process: peptidyl-lysine oxidation. The record is from RefSeq and is a predicted model, not a curated record. Gene Ontology annotation, cellular component: membrane. Gene Ontology annotation, molecular function: protein-lysine 6-oxidase activity; copper ion binding.